Aspergillus ibericus CBS 121593 is the source of this 2178-nucleotide messenger RNA. Its product is annotated as lysine--tRNA ligase KRS1. The transcript is spliced from 3 exons. The record is from RefSeq and is a predicted model, not a curated record. Bases 134 to 1945 code for a protein of 603 amino acids. Gene Ontology annotation, cellular component: cytoplasm; cytosol. Gene Ontology annotation, biological process: lysyl-tRNA aminoacylation. Lineage: Eukaryota; Fungi; Ascomycota; Eurotiomycetes; Eurotiales; Aspergillaceae. Gene Ontology annotation, molecular function: tRNA binding; ATP binding; lysine-tRNA ligase activity.
CUCUCUUCCCUCCGACUUCAACCCACCAUCUCGUGAGUCAUCACCCUGUCCCUUCCCCUCCUUUUCCUGUCAUAAACUUGUCUUACCGAAGGUGACGGAGACCGAACAAUCCACCCCACCUAGUCCCAUCACCAUGGCCGAUAACGCUGUCAAGGAGGCCGAGGCCUCCAUGGCCAACCUCAUCCUCGACGAGGUCACCGGAGAGAAGGUCUCCAAGUCCGAGUUGAAGAGACGCCAGAAGAACCGUGAGAAGGAGGCCAAGAAGAAGGAGAAGGAGGCCGCUGCUCCUCCCAAGCCCGUGAAGAAGACCUCGGCCGAGGAUGACGAGGCCAACCUCACCCCCAACCAAUACUUCGAGAUCCGCAGCAAGCGCAUCAACAAGCUUCGCGAGACUAAGCAGCCCGAUCCCUACCCCCACAAGUUCCAGGUCACCGAUGACCUGCGCAAGUUGCUCAAGGAGCACGAGGGCCUCGCCAAGGGCGAGCAGAAGCCCGACGUUCCCGUCCGCAUCGCCGGUCGUAUCUACACCAAGCGUGCUUCCGGUGCCAAGCUGAUCUUCUACGAUAUCCGUGCGGAGGGCGCCAAGGUGCAGGUCGUGUGCCAGGCUCAGCACUCCAACGGCAGCGUCCCCUUCGAGGACCAGCAUGAGCACCUCCGCCGUGGUGACAUUGUCGGUAUCGUUGGUUUCCCCGGCCGUACCAGUCCCAAGAACCGUGCCGACGGUGAGCUUUCCAUCUUCGCCACCGAGGUGGUCCUGCUCUCUCCCUGCUUGCACGCCAUCCCGUCCGAGCACUUCGGUCUGCAGGACAAGGAGCAGCGUUUCCGCCAGCGUUACCUGGACUUGAUCAUGAACGACAAGUCCCGCAAUGUCUUCGUCACCCGCUCCAAGAUCGUCACCUACAUCCGCAACUACUUCGAUACCCGCGACUUCAUCGAGGUGGAGACCCCCAUGAUGAACGCUAUUGCCGGUGGUGCCACCGCCAAGCCCUUCGUCACCCACCACAACGAGCUCGACAUGAACCUGUUCAUGCGUAUCGCUCCCGAGCUGUACCUGAAGAUGCUGAUCGUCGGUGGUCUCGAGCGUGUGUACGAGCUGGGUCGUCAGUUCCGUAACGAGGGCAUUGACUUGACUCACAACCCCGAAUUCACCACUUGCGAGAUGUACUGGGCCUACGCCGAUGUCUACGAUGUCAUGAACCUGACUGAGGACCUCGUUUCCGGCCUCGUCAAGCACAUCACCGGUGGCUACGAGACCACCUUCCACACCCAGACCGGUGAGACCUACAACGUCAACUGGAAGGCCCCCUGGCGCCGCGUGGAGAUGAUCCCCGCCCUCGAGGAGGCCACUGGCGAGACCUUCCCUCCGGGUGACCAGCUCCACACCGCCGAGACCAACGAGUUCCUCAAGCGCGUGCUCAAGAAGACCGGCGUUGAGUGCUCUCCCCCGAUGACCAACGCCCGUAUGCUCGACAAGCUGGUCGGCGAGUUCAUCGAGGAGACCUGCGUCAACCCCACCUUCAUCACCGGCCACCCCCAGAUGAUGUCCCCUCUGGCCAAGUACCACCGCCAGAACGUCGGUCUGUGCGAGCGUUUCGAGGCCUUCGUCUGCAAGAAGGAGAUUGUCAACGCCUACACCGAGUUGAACGAUCCCUUCGACCAGCGCCUGCGUUUCGAGGAGCAGGCUCGCCAGAAAGACCAGGGUGACGACGAGGCCCAGAUCAUCGACGAGAACUUCUGUACCAGCUUGGAGUACGGUCUGCCACCGACCGGUGGUUGGGGUAUGGGUAUUGACCGCUUGGUCAUGUUCCUGACGGACAACUACAGCAUCAAGGAGGUGUUGGCCUUCCCCUUCAUGAAGGAGGACAAGACGGCUCAGGAGACCAAGACCGCCGCCGAGGUGGUUGGCAUUGAGCCCCAGCCCGAGGAGGGCAUUCCCCACAAAUAAACGUGACGAACCGAUUAGAUGAUAGUUUUUGUGAUGACUAGUGCAUGGUUUCGACAAUGAAGAAAUGCAUAAAAUGAAAUAGAUGACAGCGAUGCUCCAUGAGUAGUUGUCUUGCAGUACGUAGUUCGCAGCGUGAAAGGAUUGUCAAGUCGACGGGACAUGAAUGUGUCCUGACGUAAAAAUUGUCCGGCUUUCAAUCUAACGCAAGUACAACUGGAGCGACAGAUUCAAAC